Messenger RNA from Erinaceus europaeus (western European hedgehog), 4714 nucleotides. It is a transcript of the gene ALKBH5, whose product is annotated as alkB homolog 5, RNA demethylase. The record is from RefSeq and is a predicted model, not a curated record. Gene Ontology annotation, cellular component: nucleus. Gene Ontology annotation, biological process: mRNA export from nucleus; mRNA processing. NCBI's taxonomy places the organism in Eukaryota, Metazoa, Chordata, Mammalia, Eulipotyphla, Erinaceidae. The transcript has 3 exons. Gene Ontology annotation, molecular function: oxidative RNA demethylase activity. The coding region runs from base 689 to 1792 and encodes 367 amino acids.
GGUGACGGGGCCGCUACGUUUGGCGGUUCCUUAGCGAUUACGCGUUGGACUCCGAGGCGUUUGUGGACACUGAUGUUGUGACGCAGCCCAGCGACAGCUCUGACAUCGGGAGCGCGGCCCUGUGAAGGGAGCGCUUCGGUCGCUGAGGCAGUGCGCCACUGAGGCAGGUCCCUGACUGAAGGUUCUCCCUCAAAACUCUUCAGAGCGUGGGGGAGGGGCGGCGGACGCCACGCCGCCCUGUCUGCGCCUGCGCUUAUCCCUCGGUUGUCCCGGCUUGCUGGCCCGCGCAUGCCCGCUGGGCUCUGGGCCGCGGGCGCCGGCUACAGUGCGCGUGCGCGCCGAGAGGCCCGCUGAGGAACCGCGCUGGCGGACGUCGGACGGCCCGUGACGUCGCGAGCUGCGCUUUAAAGUGCGGGCCGGGCCGGGCUGGGCGUCUGGAGCGCUGGCUGGGAGUCGGGCGGGGGCUCUACAGCGGCCCCCCGCGGCAUGAGGAGCGGUCGGUGCCCCUGUGCCGCGGGACAAGGAGGAGGCGGAGGCCAUCCGGCGGCCGCGUAGCCCGCAGGCCUGACCCGCCGCUUGGCCCCGCAUGGGGGCCGGGCGCUGACGCCCGUUUUCCCCGCGGGGUCCCGGCGCGCCCCGAAAGCCAUGUCCGGCCGCCCCGGCGGAGCCUAGAGCAGCGGCGCGGGCCAUGGCGGCCGCCAGCGGCUACACGGACCUGCGCGAGAAGCUCAAGUCCAUGACGUCCCGGGACAACUACAAGGCGGGCAGCCGGGAGGCCGCCGCCGCAGCAGCCGCAGCCGUGGCCGCCGCCGCCGCCGCCGCAGCCGCAGCAGAGCCGUACUCGGGGCCCGGAGUGAAGCGCAAGUACCCGGACGACUCGGACCCCGAGCGUAGCGACUACGAGGAGCAGCAGCUGCAGCGGGAGGAGGAGGCGCGCAGGGUGAAGAGCGGCAUCCGCCAGGUGCGCCUCUUCAGCCAGGACGAGUGCGCCGCGAUCGAGGCCCGCAUCGACGAGGUGGUGUCCCGCGCCGAGAAGGGGCUGUACAACGAGCACACGGUGGACCGCGCCCCGCUGCGCAACAAGUACUUCUUCGGCGAGGGCUACACGUACGGCGCGCAGCUGCAGAAGCGCGGGCCCGGCCAGGAGCGCCUCUACCCGCCGGGCGACGUGGACGAGAUCCCUGACUGGGUGCACCAACUGGUGAUCCAGAAGCUGGUGGAGCACCGUGUCAUCCCUGAGGGAUUCGUCAACAGCGCGGUUAUCAACGACUACCAGCCCGGCGGCUGCAUCGUGUCCCACGUGGAUCCCAUCCACAUCUUCGAGCGCCCCAUAGUCUCUGUGUCUUUCUUCAGCGACUCGGCACUCUGCUUCGGCUGCAAGUUCCAGUUCAAGCCCAUUCGGGUGUCGGAGCCCGUGCUGUCCCUGCCAGUGCGCAGGGGCAGCGUGACUGUGCUCAGGACAAGAUUAGAUGCACCCCGGUUGGAAACAAAGUCUCUAAGCAGCUCUGUGUUACCACCCAGCUACACUUCAGAUCGCCUGUCGGGAAAUAACCGGGAUCUCACUCUGAAACCCAAACGGUCCCACCGGAAGGCAGACCCUGAUGCUGCCCACAGACCUCGGAUCCUGGAGAUGGACAAGGAAGAGAACCGGCGCUCAGUGCUGCUUCCUGCGCACCGGCGGAGGGGUAGCUUCAGCUCUGAGAACUACUGGCGCAAGUCCUAUGAGCCGGGAGAGGACUGCUCAGAGGCAGCAGGCAGCCCUGCCCGGAAGGUGAAGAUGCGGAGACACUGAGGCCUGUUCUGCCCUCCUGGGAACUCUGGUUAAUCCUUACUAGUGGCCCCCUCUUUUUGUUUUAAGGGUUUUGUUUCUGUUUUUUCUUUAUUUUUAUUUUUCUUUACUGUUAUCAUCUAUUAAGGCUGAAGAUUGGUUAGGACCUGGUUCUCAUGUUCUUGGUAUUCUUGCUGAAUAUAAGGGAAGGCUAUUAGUAUCUUGAGGGGACAGACACUCAUGUUGGAGUGAUCAUUAGCAGUGUGGGGCAUCCAUUUUCAGUGGGUGGGGCUGUGUCAGGCUGGGUUUAUUUGAAAGCAACGAAAUGUCUUAGUUAAGAAAUUUCUUGUUUUGCUUUAAAUCUCUAGGGUUGUAAAAGUCUCCAUCUUUGCCCCCUCCCCCCAUCAGCACUGGGUUGAGGUCUUCUGGGCCUUUCAGGCACUGCAGGGGUUUACUGCCCUCCCACCUGCUCUCUAGACCCUUGAAGCACACUGACAACCUCUUCUCGUGGCAGAGUAUUCAGGGUGAGUAGGCGGACUGAGACAGUGCUGGCCUUAGAGCUAUUGCCAAGCCCUGAGCUCCCUCCAUACCCACUGGUCUGCUCUGCCCACGAAGAGCAGAGGUGCCAGCUGCUGUGGUCUUACCCUGACCUCUCUUGCCAAGGGCAUGCCUCUGCUGGGCUGUUUCUUUCAGGCCUAGGCAUGUAAUCAUAUGGGAACAGUUAGACUGGACACAUUGGGGCAGUUUUAGCCAUUGUUUCUAGCUAGAGAGACUGGUUUCCUUCCUUCCAAAUCUAGUGUCGGGAUAUGGAAAAUUGUUGUGGUGUAGUAGGGUUUUUUUUUUUUUUUUCUUUUCUUUUGAGUUUGUUUCUCCCCCUUUGGUCUCCUGGCUUUUCUCUUUCCCAUCUUUCUGUCUGCCUGCAGCAUGUAUCCAAGGCCAGUGCUCAGGCCUGCAUACUGGGUAGACCUUCUCCUUGGGUGUGGGAGAUGGGGAAGGGGCUAUUACCAGUAGUAAGAGAAGAAAAGGAUAGUCUUUUUGCAAUUUCCACCUAUUCUGAUAUUUGAAGGCUGCAGGGUUUUGCUGAUCUAGAUUCAUUAGGAAUGUCUCCUUGCCAGCCAGGGCCAAGACCCAAGUCUUGUGAGAGCAGAAACCUACCCAGUCCCUAGACUGUCACCAUCCAGGGAACCUUGUCUUACAGAGGCUUAGGCAUGGGGCAGCCAUCAUCAUGAAGCCCUCUCAGGGGCCAGGACUUUUGCCAGCAUGGAUUCCUCAAGUUGGGACUGCAUAAGUAAAGCAGUUGCAGUUUAUUUUUUAUUUUUACAGCUUUUUUCCCCAAAAAAAUGAUUUGUAGUUGUAUGUGCAGCAUUUUGCCCUGAUAUGUGUGCUCUACAAUAAAAACCAAAUCUAAUAUAUUUUGAAACAGUUGUCUGAUGCUGUCAUAAGAGAGAGCUUACUCUUGGUUCUGCUAUAAUCCCUGUGUCUUCUCAUACUCUGGAUGGAAUUGGGUGGGGGAUGGUGGUGAGGGCAGAGCUUAUUGUAUGCCAGGGCCCCAGGGGAGACAACUAGUCACUGGCACAGGGUCUCCUGCAUGUCUAGCCCUGGACUGAAAGCCAGAUGUGCACUUUCCUUCUGCCUACUGCCUUUUCUCUUAUUCUAAGGAGGAUGAACUUCUUAAAACUACAUAUGUAGGCACCCAGUAUACUAUAGACCCAAAGAAGCCAGGGCCACAGCCUGCUGAGUUCUGGAAGCCCCUCUCCCUAGAGUGAUUAGAGCAGCUGUGUGAAAAAGAAGGGACAGCAUGAGCAAAGUCAGAAGGGAGCUUUACCUUUGUAGAAGAAAUGCAAAUGUUUUUACUCAUUACAUUCUUGAUUUUUUAAAGAGUUUAUUUAUUAGUGAGAGAGAAAGAACCAGAACGUCACAGUACAUGUGCUGCUGGGGAAUGAACUCAGGACUUAAUGCUUGAGAGUCGAAUGCUUUAUCCACUGCGCCACCCUCCCAGACCACAUUCUCGAUGUCUUACUAUGUAUUGGCCAAAUCCUCACUCUAGCUACAAUUGAAAGCAAAAGCUCUUGUUUUUUAAAAACCCCUGCUUUUAAGAUGUGUAUAGUAAGUUGUGGGAAACAGACAUAAGCAUAAGGGCAUACGGCAGAUGGGUUUGGGAUAAGCUUGAGUUGAGACCCAGAAGAUUUUAGUCCCUCCAGACCCUGGCAUACUCUGUAGUCUCUUUCAUUUGCCUCCUAUGACCAGAGCCACUUUGCUGUGGAACUCUGGCAGAUUACUUAACUGCCAUUUAAUAAAGAAUGGGUCCAGAGGGAGCACAUGAUAGAUCAUGGCUCAGUCCUGCAAAUCAGUAGUCAGUGAUAAGAUACGAGGAAGGGGGAACUAGAGGCUCUGUGUGGUCUGUGACCAACUAGGCCUGGAGAAGUAGUUACUGAGCUGCACAGAUACUGGCCUUGGGUAGAUACCCUGAGAGUAGAUUUUGGAGUUGAGAGGCAGAGUGACUUACCAAAGCUCAUUCAGACUGUCCGUGGGAUGGGGGCGAGUAGGGGUUUGGGAGGAAAGAUCUUGUCUAUAGUUUGACUGCUAGGAAGAGUGGGUUUUUCCUAGUUCCUGGGUGAAAGAGGCUCUUUGUUAACAGGAUUGAGGGGCUGGGAGACUAUAGGUGAUCCACCCCUCACAGGUCCCCUUAUACAGCAGCUGCAUGGCCCCUCACCUCUGAGUACUCUUAAUGAAAUUCAGGGGUCACACACCAGACUCUGAAUUCUUCUGAGGCACUGGCUAUUGGGGCCAAGUGUUGAGUUCCAUCAACAUAUGGCACCAAGCCUUGCCCACAUGGGAAACCCACUUCUCCAACUCUGUGUUCACUAAAAAAAAAAAAAAAAAAAAAGUAUCCUACAAGCCCAGCUCUGUGCUGAGGAUACAAACAGACCUGGUUCUUUUUUAAAA